CAAUAACCAAAUUAAUGUCUUUUUAGUUUUAAAAUGUUAUGUUCAAAUCUAUUAACCAUUCAAUCUAUUAAAAAAAAUAGUUAAGUGAAAAUUAUAUUUUUAAAUACAAGAAAUUUGAAAAAUGAAAAAUUUAAUAUUUUUUUCAAAAUCUAAAUAUCCGAACCCGAUCCGAAAUAAAAAUACCUGAACGCGACCCGAAGUUCAAAAAUAUCCGAACGGAUUCUACACCUCUAUACUAAAAUACCCAAAAAUCCGAACUACCCUACCCGAACCCGAACGCCCACCCCUAUUUAUUACUCCGUUUCUCCCUCAAUUUUGGAGCAAAAAAUGAAGAUGCUCUAAUCCUAACUCUUUCUCUCCUGUUCAUCUACUUAAGAUUCCAACAUUCACCUUUUUCUACGCAAGUCGGUCUGGCAUAUGUCCACCUAAACAACACAGUUUUUUUUAUUUAUCUCACUUUUGAUGGUUCUUGAAAAUGAAGAACAAUCCAAUUUUCUUUUAAUUUGGAGAUGAAUCGUGAUUAUCAUUGCCCACUGAUAAAUGUGGUUUUAAGCAUCUCGUGUCGUUUUUACGAUUAAAUGAAACGCUACGUUUCAAUUUAAUGGGUCCCUAUUUAGAAAAGAUGACUUUGUUUAGGGAGGGUUACAUGCAUCGAAGGUUUAAUAGUUGAAAGUUUUAAAACAUAUUUUUUAGUUGAAGGUUUUCUAUCCGAUUUAAAAAUAGUUGAAGGUUUAAAUUACUAAAAUAUAUGUUGAUUAUAAGCAUCUCAUGUUGUUUUUGUGAUUAUAUGAGACACUAAAUUUCAAUUUAACGGCUUUUCGUUUAGAAAAGACGACUUUGUUGACAAAGGAUUAACGGUAAUAAAUAGCUUAAUAGUUGAGGGUUUAAAAACAUAAAAUUUUAGUUGAGAGUUUUUCAUCCGAUCUAAAAUAGCUAGGAGUUUAAAUCACUAAAAAUACAAUUUUUUUUUUUGAUCAACACUAAAAAUACAUUAAACUAAUGUUUACCAGUCCAUAACCAAGUAUGAACCGGAAGCUUUCAGAUUUGGCAUGAUUCCUCCUCGACAGAUUCUAGGUUUAGAAACAUAAUUGAAUUGUGUAUUUCCAAUUAUGGAAGCGUCAUUUCAUAAAAUCAGAGGCAAAAUUAAUUAUAGUGAAACGUAUAUACACUGUAUAUUUAAGUCACAAUUUACUACUUUUUUUUUGUCAUCACGAACAUUUUGUUAAUGGAGACGCAAGAUUUGAGUUUUUUUCGCCAAAACCGUAAAAUUUAAUUUCUCGCCAAAACCAGAAAAUUGAGUUUUUCGCAAAAACCAAAAAAAUCGAGUUUCCAGCCAAAACGCAAAAUCAAUUUUUCCCGCCAAAAAUAGAAAAUUGAAUUUUCCCGUUAAAACUGAAAAAUCAUUUUUCUUGCCAAAACUGCAAUAUUAAGUUUUCCAGCAAAAUCGUAAAAUUUUCUACCAAAAUUGCAAACAUCAUAUUUUUUUUGUUAAAAUCACAAAAUUGUGUGUAUUCAACAAAACCGCAAAAUCUUGUUUUUUUUUGUUGAACUUGAAAAAUCUUAUCUUUUCGCCAUAACCGUAAAAAUUAAAUUCUCCGUAAAAUCUUGAUUUCAAAAUUCCCAAAACAGAAAAACAUUGUUUGAGUGUAUUAUAUAUUUUUUAAUGAAAUUAUUAUAAUUAUGCAAAUCACGUGCUAAUAUUAUUUGCUUGUGUUUUAAAAGAUUUUAUAAAAUGGGCUAACUCUGAACUAACCCUAAUCCAGCUCUUCAAACAUAAACUAUUAGGACUAAAAUAGGAUUAGGGCUAGAAUAGGGUCUGGUUUAUAUUUUAUAGGCUGGGUGGGCUAAAAAACCCUAUAUAACAUCCCAAAAUUCAAGCAUAUUGUCUUUCAUCGAAAGCAUAGAAAAUCUUGGGUUUCGUCAAAAACAAGAGUAGGAACGCAAAUUUUACAAUAAGAUAAACCGAAUAGCUAUACAAUAUUUUAUUUUACAAAAAAAACUAUACAAUAUUUACAUAUAAAUCAAUAAAAAUACAUAAUACAAAUACAAAAACUUUAGGAAAAAACACUGGUACGAACAUAAAGUGAAGAACCAAAAGGAAAGCUUAUGUAAAUGCCUCAUAGACAGUUCAUGUUUUUUCAAAAUCCCAUGAUAUAAUUGCGGAACAAAAUCUGUAGAACAUUCUUUAUAUGUUAUACUCUCACGAGCAAAGAAAUAAACAAAAAAAAAAUAGUAGGAGUUGUUUUGUUGUGAUGUAGAAGCUCAUGUUGCUUUGUAUUUGCUUUUAUGAUAGAGUUUGUUGAAGAUUUGUUUGCAUUUUUGUGAAUAUUAGGUGUUUUCAUCUCACCUUCAUUAUUUAACAAGAUAAAAAGUACUUAAUAUAGAUUCAGAGGACUAUGAUCGAUGGAUCCACCAAUUUACAUAAGGGGUGUCAAAAUGAGCUAUAACUUAUGUGGUAGCUCAGCUCAGCUUGAUUUUUCAUGAUCAUGAGUUAUAUUUUUUAAAUUCAUUUAAUAAAUGAGUUUAAUGAACAAUCUUAAAUUAAAUCACGAGUUAUAUGAACAAUCUUAAAUGAACAUGAACCAACUCAUUAGCUUGGUCAUUUUUAUACUUAAAAUUAUAUAUAUCAUAUGUAAAUAAGAUAAUUUCUAUAUCAUCAUAUUUAUCUUCUAAAAUUACAAUGUAAAUCCAAAUUUAUUUAGAUAUAUAUAUAGAAUAUGUAAAAGAAAAUUUUAUAUACCCAUCAUCUGUCUUUAAAUUUAGAUGUAAAACAAAAUAUUCCUAAGAGACAAUUUAGAAAUUACUCGUAAUUAUCUUACUUAAUAUUUUUUUUUUACAUUUAAAUUUUAUAAAACAUAAUAUAAAAAUCAUACUUUUAAUAUUAUAAGACUUAAUAAAACUUAUUUUAAUAUUUUAUUUUAUGAUAAUUAAUAUUUUAUAUUAAAUCGCGAGCUAUCUCGUUUUGCUCAUGAUCUUUAAUGAUAUGAGUUCAAGUUUACGUAUUAAAGUUCAUCUAAUAAAUGAGCUGAGCUAACUCUUGAAAGAUUCGAACUUACUAUGAGCUUAUGAGCUGAGCUGAGUUGAGCGAGAUAGCUCAUUUUGACAUAUAUUUAUAUAUAAGGUGCAUGUCACAAACACAAUCCUAUGUCGUUGUAGUGUUUGGUGAUCUUUUUCCACCGGCUUCAAAACCAACCUACGAUGCGUUCCGCAUAACCGGAACGCAUAACCCUGCUAAUUCUUAUGGUCAAAAAGAUCUCAUCUAAUCCAAUUGGGUCAAGUAAUGGGCUGCAACACUUAGCAUUUUUGUAACUGGGCUCAAGUCAGUUAAUCAGGCCUAAUCAUGUAGAGCUUUCCACCUCGACCAUUCAAUUUCAAAUGGUCGUCAUAUGACGUUUGGCUUUCUAAUGACACAAGCACGAAUCAUGCUCAUCAUUACUCAUUAGGAUAACGUUAACAAUGUACCAACUAUACUUUAUACUAGAGACAAAGUUAAACGUAGUAAUCAUAUAAUCUUUCCUUGGAAGCCUAGGUGAUACUACUUUCGUGAUGCUUUUUAACCACAGUACCAAAUCAUUUUCCUUUUCAAUAAAAUACACAAAUUAGACAGUCUCGUAACUUAACAAGUAACUCCAUAUAUAUGUAAAUUGUGUAUAAACGACUUUAUACGAAUACUCCAUGUUAAGUUGUCCAUCCUUGUAUUGUGUUGUGGUCUACAGUAUCAAAGAAAUUAAAUCAAAAGAAAUAGCCUUACCAAAACGUUAUAAAUAUAAUUAAUACCCACAACGUCUUCUACUUAACCGUUAAUUAAAAUAAUGUAUAUAUGUCUGUUAGGAAGUUUGGUCAUUCGAUCUUUAAUUAAUUUAAAAUAAAUUCACACUUCUGAUUACUAUUCGUAAUGGAGACAAAAAUGUUUAUAAUAAAAAAACUUAGGUGAAGGUUGCUGUAACCAUUGGGCUAACUGAUCUCAACCACAGCCACUUGAAGACAAAUAAUUCGUACAAAUAUAUAAUUACAUUGCAAUAAUUAUACUAGAUGCGUUUUAUUACCUCUUAUGAUUCUAAGCAAAGUUUGUCGCUCUGUAAGCAAGCCGAGAGAUACUAGUUAUUUGUACACUUAUAAGUUUUAUCAGUCUACCACAGAAGUUGAAGCAUCUCGUUAAUUGUUUCGUUUUAAAGUAAUACGAUUGUUCUCGGAGGUAGAAGCACUAAUGACGUUGACGAGAUACCAGAUACGGAACGAGUACGGCUUGGCGGAUAAGGAGCUCUACAGCGAUAAGGAAGAUGCUGAAGUUUUGCUCGAAGGUUCAUCGAUGGCUGGACUCGUCGGCCUUUUGCGCCAGCUUGGCGACCUCGCUGAGUUUGCUGGUGAAGUGUUCCAUAACCUGCAUGAAGAACUAAUGACAACUUCAGCACGAGGACAAGGUUUGGCAAUUCGUCUUCAACAGCUUGAAGCACAAGUUCCUAAUUCGGUUGAGAUACCUAUUUUGUCUCAAACCGAUCAUUCAACUUUCUUUUACGAUCCAGGAUUGGAAUGGCAUUCUACUUUGAAAACAGAAGAACAUCUAAUUUAUCCACACAAGUUGCCUCAUUGUAUAAUUGAUUCAUAUGAGGAAUGUCGUGGUCCGCCCCAGCUCUACCUUCUUGACAAGUUUGAUGUUGAUGGGUCUGGAUCAUGCUUGAAGCGUUACUCUGACCCAUCUUUGUUGAAGAAGCUUACUGCAUCACAACUCAGCAAAGAUGAGAGACCAAUCAAACCAAAGAAGAAAGCAUCACACAUUAGUAAUGGAGAGAGAACACUUGGGGAUUCACAAACAUCACAUGCUAAGUUGAAUCAGCUCUUCUUAAUGGACCAUGCUGAAGAUCCAGAAAUCACAGUUAAACUAAAGAGAAGACAUCUGAAUGGACCUCCUCCAAUUAACUCAAGCUCUGGGACUGGUUACAUGGAGAAGUUCCUGAAGAAUUCUUUGCCCUACUGUGAAAGAGUUCAUGAGACACUGGAUCAGUCAUCUUCGGCAAUGGAAACUGAUGAAGUUUCAACAUGCAACGUACGAGUAGACCUAUCAACAACACCUUCUUUGGUUUAUCCAAGCAAUGGAGAGACUAGAAAAGAGAGGGAAAUGGAAGCCAUUGCUGAUGAUGAAAGAGAGGGAGGAGAAGCAAUGGUUUGUGUAGAAAAAAGAAGCUCUUCUGUGAACAAUGACACAGAUGCACCACUUGCUUCCACAGAGACGGCAGCAGACAAGGCUGAUGUGACUCAAACAGGGGUCCUGGCUUCUAAUGUUUUGCACCACUCAACGGAGGAAGGAACAUCUGAGGGUGGGACCAAAGAUGUUCAGACAAAUGACGUUGAGGAUGAUCAUUCGCAACAUGUUUUCAGUGUGGAGACUGGAUCUGAGAUGUCUUUAACCGGUUUAGUGGAAGACCAGUUCUCUUCCUUAACCAAUCAAGGGACAGAGAAAGAGUCUGAUGAUUGUCUUCUUUUUGAAAAUCAACACAUUAGCACAUCCGACAACUUUGAAGAUUUAUCUGUGGAUGCUGAUGCAGUACAUGACAGUGCUGUCCCAAAAAAAGAAGAUGAAACCAGCUCACAAGAUGGAUAUUCCGUGAAUACCGAACACGCUGGACACAUUUCAACUUUUAAUAUCAGCUCAGAAGUUAGAGAUCUGAUAUUAGAUACUACCCCAAGAGAUCUUCACACAGGAAACAUAACCCCCUCGGCCUCAUCUUGGCAAGAAGACGCCUUAGCCAACUCUGAUCUAGCUGAGAUAUCAUCAGAUUCUGGACAAGAGGAUCCACAAUCUAUGUCUAUCAUUGCAGAUGGGAGAAGUGAGCUUGAGGUUCAGAUUCUUGAUACUCAAAGUGAUGGUACUGUAUUUGCAGGAGAUAACCAGGCCAUGCUGAAUGAUGAGGUCAGUGAGACCGUACCCGAAGAAGACUUGGAAACUAUUAGUGAUCCACAUGAAUGUCUUCCAGGUACUCAAGAAUGUUUUUCACCUGAGUAUUACAUACAGACACAUAGCCAAGGAGGGCAAGAGAGUCAAUCUGAAACAGACUCAGAAAAUACAACAGCAGAAGCAGCAGCCGAGUUUCUUCCUCCACAAGAUGUUCCUCUUGGUGUUCAGUGCUCAACUUCAGAGGAAACACUAACAUGCAACGAAAAUGAAGCUGAAGUAGAAGCUCUUAAUGCACCACACCAAGGAGAUAUCACAUCACUAAAUGGUAAUAUCCCUGAGUCUGUUCUCUCCAUGGGUCCGACUGAUCAAGAAAAUUGCUUGGAUGUGCCCAUGGCUCCCUUCUCCACGUCCCUCCAUGUAACACCUCUGGAAGAUCUUGAAAUAACGCCUCCUCUCCCGCCUCUCCCUCCAACACAAUGGUGGAUGGGGAAGCUGGUUGAAUCUGUUAAAACAACAGAAACUCAGUUCUCCCCAGUGCCAUACAAUGGGAACAACAGUUUCUACAUUCACAGGGAUGAGAAGAUACAUAAUGGAGUAGUUCAAGCGACCGAGGCACAAGAUCUGUCAGAAGCCUCAGUUACAGCAAGUGAAAACCAGCUUCGGAAUGAACCAUCUAAAGCAACAGAGGAGGAACAGUCUCCUUCAGAAUCAGUUGCUUGGGAGUCACUACUCACACCAGAAGCUACACCAGAGCCAGAAUCAACCGAAGGCUUAGAAGCACUUGAGUGGUUUAGUCAGAACUUAAAAGCGCAUACCAAUACUAACCUUACAAAAUUAGAAGAGGAACCUCAGCUUGAUCAUCCACUAGAAUCACCAGGAGAAACAGAAGGAGAUAAUAUAUCAUAUGAAUAUAAUGAGAAAGUUGAGAAGCUUCCAAGAGACAAGGAGUCUCUUGUUCUUGGCAUCGAUAGAAGCAUGUUGAGGAAGGUGUCUGAAAGAAACAGGACACAACUUGGAGCUCGAGAGGAUGAGAAUGAUUCACUACUGGAGAUCAUACGCAGCAAGUCAUUCAACUUGAGACCAGCAGAUGCAUCGGUGAGACACAACUUUCAAGUAGCUGCUCCCAUAACCAACUUGAAGGUCGCUGCAAUUCUAGAGAAAGCCAAUAGUCUUCGCCAUGCAAUGGCGGGAAGCGACGACGACCACGAUUCAGAUAGCUGGAGUGAGUGAAUGAGUCUCCAUAUGCAUGUAACCUGUAGAUGACAUAUUGAUCAUACACAUACACAAUUCAUUUUUGCAAUUUGUAUAGAAGAAGUGUUAGCUUCUUCUCAGAUUGUAUUUGUUUUGGUAUCUCGUAAUGUUUUUAUUGCUCUCUUUCACACAUAUGCAAUGUAUGUCACUCUCAGUUUUUUACUUUCUUUAUUGAAAAUUUUCAGUUAAUGUAUAA
Brassica rapa (field mustard) is the source of this 7340-nucleotide messenger RNA. Its product is annotated as protein SCAR4. Gene Ontology annotation, biological process: positive regulation of Arp2/3 complex-mediated actin nucleation; actin cytoskeleton organization. Gene Ontology annotation, cellular component: cytoskeleton. Gene Ontology annotation, molecular function: protein kinase A regulatory subunit binding; Arp2/3 complex binding. NCBI's taxonomy places the organism in Eukaryota, Viridiplantae, Streptophyta, Magnoliopsida, Brassicales, Brassicaceae. The record is from RefSeq and is a predicted model, not a curated record.